This is a messenger RNA of Cotesia glomerata, 5526 nucleotides long. It is a transcript of the gene Cep135, whose product is annotated as centrosomal protein of 135 kDa. Bases 76 to 5490 code for a protein of 1804 amino acids. The transcript is spliced from 17 exons. NCBI's taxonomy places the organism in Eukaryota, Metazoa, Arthropoda, Insecta, Hymenoptera, Braconidae. The record is from RefSeq and is a predicted model, not a curated record.
UUAUUAUAUAAAUAAUAUAAAAUUAAAUUAAUAAAAUUAUUAUUAUAAAUUGUAAAUAUAAAAAAAUAUAAAAAAAUGUGCGACUCAGUUGAAUCAUACACUAUCGGUGCAAAGUACCGCACUGUAAAAAAGCGGCUUGACAGUUUAGGUUAUAAACAUUCGCUGUCUUUAGACUCUCUGAGCUUAGUUGAGCAGCUACUUGCUGAUUUAAUAAAAACAACUGAAAGUUUGAAGCAUUUUAAAAGUGUCGCUGUUAAUAAUACUGAGAAUCGCAAUCCUCAGAUCCGAUUCAAAGACGAGUCACUAGACGAGUGCAAUCGCUUGCACGAAGAAUUGCUUCAGUGCAAGGAAAGUAAUUUAAAAGUCACUAAAGAUUUAAAGAAAAAAAUCCAGCGGCUGGAGAGCGAGACAGCUGAUCUGCAGCUUGCAGCCUCCAGGAACUUGAAGAGGAUAAAAGAUCUGGAGGUUGAGUCUGCGAAUAAGUCUAAAAGGAUUCAGGAGCUCCUCGGCAAGUGUUGCAAGCCGACUGUCAGUAAUACACUAGGAAAUAAAAAACGAACUGUUUUUCCUUUAAGAAAACCAGUUUUAGAAGCCGACCCACUCCCAGUAGACGCUAGUGACAACAAUCGGUACAUAAAUCUCAGCAAAGUUGACCAGCGCAGUGUCGACUUGGUAGCAAUGGGAGACAGAAAAAUAAGUUCUUUGACCCACGAGCUGACUAAACUGAAGAACGAGCUGUCUCAACAGAAAGACAACAUUGUUUUAUACAGAGAGCAGCUGGCAUUGAAGGACAAGGAAGUGUACAGAUUAAAAAAAAUAGUAGAAGCUAAAAUCGGCAAUGACUGCACUUGCAGAAAGAACGAGCGGUGUGUCGAGUGUAAUUUACUCGGUUCGAAUAAAUUGUCUGAAAUAAACGAGGUGAGAGUUCUGCAGCAGGCGAAACUGAACCUGGAGCAGCAGCUGAGAGACGCUUUGGACAAGCAGCAUGACGCGAUGACCCAGGCGAUGAAACUCGCUGAGAGGAAUGAGGAACUGGAGAAAGAGUUGAAGGAUAUUGACCAUAUUGCCCUGGCUGUUGAAGCUGACUGCAAUUCUACUGUCAAGGAAAACAACAAACGCGUCAGCCAGCUUCAGGAAAAAUUGGAGAAGACCAUGGCUCAGAUCAGGCAGCUGGAGACCAAUUUGUUGGGUGAAAAACGGACGAGUCAGGAACUCAGAGCUGAUUUGGAGAGCUGCAGAGCUGAGAAAAGAAAUAUUCAGCGAUCGCUGGAUAAUCUUGAAGAGGAAAAUCGCCAGCUGACCAACAGGCUCAAUGAUUUGAAUAUUAUAGAACCUCAUUUGAAUGCCGAAAUCAAUAGACUAGAAAGAGUAAAUCAGAACCAAAGAUUCGAGUUAGCUGAGUUGAGAGAAGAGAAUAGAUUAUUGAAAGAGCAGUUAGAUAAUAAUAAAAGUAAUGUUAAGAAAAAUUCUAAGAGCAUUGGAAAAAUUGACAAAAGGAUGUCUCAUGACACUUCCAGCAAAGUAGCUGAGAAAGGAGAAAAGAUUAAACAAUUGGAGAAAACUAUUCAUCAGCUUGAAAGAGACAAAAAUUAUUAUCGUGAAGAAUGGAACAAACUUUUGAGCCAGAGGAAGGAUGCAGACACGACUGAAUUAUGGAGCCAAAUUUGUGAAUUAAAGCAACAAUUAAACGAAAAAGAAUUAAAAAUUAUGGAACUUCAACGAGAGCGCAAGGAACUUGCUCGGGAAAAAUUCGAGCUUGAAAAUAAGCUCAAAACUUGCAGAAGUGUCGGUUCCUGUGGUUGUUUUUCAGAGAACGGUUCCAGGAAUUCUCAAUUAAAGGUUCUGGAACGGGAACGAGACUCUGCACGCACUGACGUUAACCGCUUGACGGAAGAGCGCGACAUCUUGCGGGAGCGUCUUAAACUGGCGACGGACGCGCAUACAAGUGAACAAAGAAGGCUCCGGGAACGGCUCAGAGACUUGGAACUUAAGCUUGAAGAUGUGGAACGAGAGAAACAUAAUUAUAUUUUGUCCCAAGAGAGCCGCAGGUCUGCUGUUACUGGCUUGGAAGAUCAGUUAGAGGAUGUUAAGGAAGAAUUGAGGAGAACUAAGCAAGAGUUGACCUCUCAGAGGACUCAGUACUUUCAAUUGAGAGCAUUGCAGGAUCAGACAGACCAAGCACUAGGAGAUGUCCAAAGUCAAUUACAUCACUCAGAAGCUGAGUUAACAAAAGCGGUGGAACAUAGCCGUGAUAUGGAACAGCAGAACAUACAGUUGAAUAAUGUAGUCAAGGAACAGAAACAAGAAAUUAAUACUUUGAGGACUAGUAUGGCGAGAUUGGAUCGAGAAAAGGAUCAAUUACUUAUGGAACUUGAUGAAAAAACAGAAAAAAUUGCGGGACUAGAACGCGAAGUAAUGUUGAAAGAACAACAAGCUAGUGGGAUUGAGCAACAACUUCGUGACAUGCAGCGAAAAAAUCAGAUCUGCGUGGACCAGACGGCGGAGCAGGAGCGCCAGUUGCGCAACCUGCAGAUGGAACUGGAGAACAGCAGCCGACAGAUGGCAGCAGCGGCCAAUGACCGAGACAACGCUCUGAUGGAGAACCGACGGCUUCAAGAUGACCUAGCAGCGGUAACUUGCGAGUUCAGGACGCUCCAGCGUGAGCUGGAGGCUUCCAAGGCUGAGUCUCAUGACCUGAAGAGACAAUUGCAGACUUAUGUUAGUGAAGUUCGACGUGCUGAGGAACUGCUCAAUAGAAAGGAAAAUGAACGCACAGAAAUGUUGAACCACUACAGAAGUCUCAGUCUAGAAGCCACAGUCCUGGAAAACAACAACCACAGUUUAGAAUCUGAAGCUGCUGAAGCUAGAGGCGCGUUGCAGUCCGCGAGGGACCGAUUGGUCGAUCUGGAACGCCAAUUAGCCGACAAAGAUUGUCUCAUUAGAGGUUAUGAAGCUCAGAUAACAGAGCUGACUCAGAACGUCGCCAGCUUGGAGACUCAAAUUCGCCAGCAGCUGGAACAUAGAGGAACAGCGGAAACUGACCUGAACGCGGUUCGGGAUCUUUGUGUUCAGCUAGACCAACAAAAAGAGGCGCUAAAGAAGGAAAUUAAUGAUAAAGAUGCUAUUAUUGCACAAUGUGAAGCUAAACUGUCGAGAUUCAAAGCUGAGAACAAUGCUGUUCAUGAUCAGAAAAGCCGCGACCAUGUUACUAUUGAUAGGCUGCAGAUGCUGCUGGACCAGGCUCGUCGCGAGUCGAUUAAUUAUCAGAAGAACAACCAGGAACUGCUUAAUGAGAUUGAUAGGCUAAAACAACGGAUCGAUGAUUUGCAAAAUAAAUUGUCUUCGGAGUCUGCGGAACUUCAGCGCUGUCAGAACCAAGCUGCGGAAUACAGCAACCAGGUUGCGGAACUAAGGAGGAAAGUUACUGAUGAAAGGUUCAAUAGGGCAAGAACUGAAGAAAAACAUCGAAGAAGCUAUCCAUACAGUGACCAGAUGCACAUGUCAGGAGAACCAGCGCCAACGGGAGUGUCGCCAUCUUCUCGAGACUUCAUGCCCCAGGAACUAGGAACGAACAUCAGAUUUCGUGAUGACGGAUAUCCGGAUACUCUACGGGAUUUCACGGCAACGACAAAAGAAAGCGAUGUCGUUCCUGGUGAAAGUAUUACUGACAGUGGGUACAUAGUUCAUCAUCAAGAGGAACGACCAAGAACGCCAUCUAGGAAGAAGUCUUUACCCUGUGCCAAGAACUGUUGCACUGAAGACACUGUAGAUGGCUGCCCUGCUUCAAAGUGUGACAAAUCUGUUAGUACAGAUGCUGAAAAAACUAAAAGAAAAAAAACACAGACUGAUAAAAAUUUUAGACCGCGGCUUGUUGAUGCUGCAGUUUCGGUUCCUGCCGUUGCUGACGCUAGUGUCUCAAUUCAUGAGUUAUCUAAUUCGGUAGAAGAAAUUUCUGUAAUUCUAGACGUUCCUGAUGUUCCAAAUGUUCCUCAAGUUCCACCGGUUCCACAUGUUCCGAAUGUUCCAGUGAUUCCAUAUGUUCCACAAGUUCCAAAUAUUCCACCGGUUCCAAAUGUUCCAGCGGUUCCAAAUGUUCCAGAUGUUCCACGGGUUCCAGUGGUUCCAAAUGUUCCAGUAGUUCCAAAUGUUCCAGUGGUUCCAAAUAUUCCGAAUGUUCCUAAUAGACACCAAGACAACCGACUAGCUAAUGCAACCCAGCGUCAAGUUCCAGGAACAUCAAAAGACAAGAACACUGACACUGUUCCUGGAACAAGUGAAAUUCCCAAGAAGCGUGGUAGGCCUAGAAAAGACCCAGAUGAUUGCGGUUGUACAGUAGAAAUACAACUACCCAACUGUCGGGUCCAAGUUCCACCGGAACCACCGGAACAAGAUGAGAACGAGGAACCGUCUGAUCCCAGUGACUUGAUAAACAGAACUUUUGACCGAGUUCACGAUCUUACUAGAACGGUUCAAGACAAAUUAAACUCAAUGAGCUUCAGUGGAGAAGCUUCUCAACCUUCUAGAGGGCGCGAUUCAUUCCGUAGGUCAGGAACCUCUGAGAACGAAAAUGAAGUUGUCGUUGAAGAGUCUAGUACUUCAUUAAUCAUAGAGACGGGAACUAGACCUCGUGUUCCACCAGUUGACCGCAGGGUUCCUAGAACUGGGUUACGUUCCGGGGAAGUUCCACAGGUUUCUUCUGAACCUGCAAGGCCGGAACGGAUUCCAACGCCACCUACGCGAGUUCCAACGUCACCUAGACGUGUUCCAUCACCGGAACGUGUUCCAUCGGCACCUAGACGUGAUCCAUCGCCACAUAGACGUGUUCCAACGCCACCUAGACGUGUUCUGUCGCCGGAACGUGUUCCACCACCACAUAGACGUGUUCCAUCGGAACAUAGACGUGUUCCAACGCCACCUAGACGUGUUCUGUCGCCGGAACGUGUUCCACCACCACAUAGACGUGUUCCAACGCCACCUAGACGUGUUCCAUCCCCACCAAGACGUGUUCCAACCCCACCGGAACAUGAUCCACCCCCUCCUAGACGUGUUCCAACCCCUCCAGAACGUGUUCCACCUCCUCCUAGGCUUCCAGCGCAACCUAGACCUAGAAUUCCAGUUCCUUUCAAAUCUCAAGGACCUCCAGCGCCACCUAGACCUCCAAAACAAAAGAAACCUCCUAAAGAAAAACAAUGUGACCUUACUAGAUGUCACAAGUGCCCUAUGGUGCGCCCUCCGCGGCAGCACGUGCAAUUUCCCCGGCGAAAUCUUCAACCAAUCCACACUUCAAGCCCAGUUGCCAGCAGCCACGCCAUCUCGCGGCCAAACCACCGGUACCACUUGCGCUCUCAUGCUAAAACAGUUUACAAGAUUGAAAAUGGUGCUGCAAAAGUUAUUUCUCAGACCCGGGAAGAAAGUUCUAGUUCCGGAUCAGAGGUGGCGCGAGUGAGGAGAAAAAAAUCACGGAAAUUGUCGGAUUAUUCAGAUGUGUAAAAUUGUAAUUAAAUGUUUAAUAAAUUUGUUUUAUAA